AUGUACAACCACAACGGUGGCAAUGAUUCGCCUAUGCAGCCAAACAUAAGCACCGUGUCACCGGAAAGACCGCCGCAGUUGAAGGCGAGGAACUGCAACUAUGACUGCGGAUACGGCUGCACGAAGGAGAGCGACGACGAGGGUGGCGGGGCCGAGAGCGAUGGAAACACGCUCGUCGGCGAGGAGGAAGAGGAGGAGAGUGGUGGAGAGUCUGGAGAUCUCAGCGGAUCCGAGGAAUCGAUGCCGGACUCUGGCGCGUCCGUUUCGGACGGUACGGGCAGCGAGUUUUCGUCUUCGAGUAUGGUGGUUGAGUUGGCUUCGUCGGGGGACUGCAGCCGUGCAAGCUCUCCUGCUCGCAGCUUAACCCCCGGCCCAGGAAAUAGCACACUUUUGGUAGGCCUUAUGCGGGUCCCGAUAAGGUACUACUUUCUACAAACACCCCUGCGCCUCAGUGUGCAGAUUGAGCAUUGUCGAGGGGAUCCGGGAUCGCCUCUCGUUCCGGAGCGUGUUCGGUUGUCAUCUUGA
Molecule: messenger RNA, 525 nt
Organism: Bipolaris victoriae FI3
Lineage: Eukaryota; Fungi; Ascomycota; Dothideomycetes; Pleosporales; Pleosporaceae
Exons: 1
Coding region: 1-525 (174 amino acids)
Source: RefSeq, a predicted model, not a curated record